This is a messenger RNA of Lasiosphaeria miniovina, 747 nucleotides long. RefSeq names its product Alpha/Beta hydrolase protein. Lineage: Eukaryota; Fungi; Ascomycota; Sordariomycetes; Sordariales; Lasiosphaeriaceae. The transcript is spliced from 4 exons. Bases 1 to 747 code for a protein of 248 amino acids. The record is from RefSeq and is a predicted model, not a curated record.
AUGGAUAUUAUGAACAUGUUCUUCACGGGAGAUGGCGUCCGCCUAAGGUAUAACCAGACGGGGCCGAGAAACGGCCAGCAGCUACUCUUCGUCACGGGAUGGCGCCAGGCCGCAGUGGAAUGGCGCAAGCAAGUGGAAUGCUUCUCUUCGGUCGGCUUCCGGGUCACCACGUUCGACAUGCGCUGCCAUGGCGAGUCCGACGAGCCCGGUUUUGGCUACCGCGUCAGCCGCUUCGCCGCCGACCUGAACGAUGUCCUGACCCAACUCGACGCCAGGGACGUGACCGUCAUUGGACACUCCAUGGCAGUCACGUGGGCGUGGUGGGACCAGUAUCCCGACGCCCGCAAGCGCGUUGCCAUACUCGUCUUGGUCGAUCAGACGGCCGACAUUUUCAGAGACUCGAGCUGGACCGACGCGCAAGCAGCUCUGAUCUCGGCCAUCUUCACCCCCACGCAGUCUAUGACUUGCAUGUUUACCUCAUCCGUUUCGGAAAGCAACUUCGAAUGGGUCUUGUCGCAGAACAAGAAGACGAGCGUCGUAAACGCAGCCGCUCUGUUACUCGAUCAUUCAUUCUCGGGAGAAGUGAGCGUCUUUCCGCAUGCUGGAAUUGAGUGGAUUGCAACACAGAUCCCGGGCGCCCGGAACUAUACCUUCACGGCUGCCGAGAAGGGCAGCCACUUUGUGUUUUGGGAGAAUCCUGAGAGGUUCAACUAUGUGCUUCUGGAUUUUCUUAAAGCUAGACGCUGA